AUGCAGCGCCGCAAAUCCUCCGUCCACUCCCAGACCUUCCCCACCACGCCCCCCGUAUCCCAAAGUGCUCAUAACAAUGGCAUGUCGGCAAGCCCGCCAGAAAUGUUUAGCGACGAUGGCAAUAGCAAUGUGAGCAAAGCUUCCAUGAAUACUAAUGAUAAGGUAGGAGGCACAGGCGGGGACAGCGGCGAAGAUGACGAGUCUACGGUACCGAAAAAGCAGCUUCUGGCGUUGGCUAUCAUCUCGCUUUCUGAGCAGACUGCGUUGAACAGCAUAUCGCCCUAUCUACCGGAGAUGACGGGGAGGUUUCCUGAGGUUGAUCAGCAAAAGGUUGGGUUGUACGUUGGAAUUGUUGCGAGCUCGUUUGCAGCGGCUCAGUUCGCGAGUGGGUGUCUUUUUGCUCGCUUCUGCGCUCGGGGAGAGGAUAUUUCCUGACACGUUGGUUCUUGGGCGAUCAGCGAAUUUCUUCUGGGGAAGGCUGAGUGAUCGGAUUGGGCGGAAACCCGUUAUUCUCUUUGGAACGCUGGCUACUGCAGCCUGUUUCGUGGCUUUCGGGUUUUGCGAGACUCUUUGGCAGGCGAUAGUGGUGCAGGCAAUCACGGGGCUGGUCAACGGCAAUGCUGGUGCGUUACCCUCCUACAUCCGGGCACCUCGCGUAUCAUAGAAUGUUCGCCCCUCUCUAACCCUCACCCUAGGAAUUGUCUCAACUAUUCUGGGAGAGAUAACUGAGAAACCGAAUCAAGUUUGGGCUUUCAAAUAUCUCCCGGUGGUGUACGGAAUUGGUGGUAUAGCUGGACCGUUGAUUGGCGGGGUCCUCGCACAUCCUGUCGCUGGCCAACCAUCUGGUCCUAUCACUGGAUUGUUUGCGGAGAAUCCAUAUCUCUUGCCCAAUGCUGUUUCGGCCGGAAUUCUAUUGUUAGAUUUGCUACUCACCAUCUUCCUACUCGACGAGAGCUUAAAAGAAGCGAGGAAGCUCCCUCCUCUCGGAGAGCGUGUGAAGAACCUAUUUUUUUGGCUCUGGGAAUUUACCUCCGGUUCACGGCCAAGUUACCUCCGUGUUUCUCAGAACUGCUCAGAUGAGUCUGAGGACGAGGAAGGAGAUUCGUCCCCAUACCCGACGGACCAUUCAGGCUCGCCUUCCGCACCAGCUCUCUUUCCCGAGGUUGCCACUCCUGCGCCCUACGGCUCUAUCUUAAAACCGCCAAUUAUCGUCUUCCUAAUAACAUAUGCUAUCUUCAACCUAUCCAACGUCUCCUACAACUCCCUAUACCCAAUAUUCAUCUCAAGUCCACCGCCCACCGGACGUGGGCUUUCGCCGAAGGAGCUGGGACUCUCACUCUCCUUCGUCGGCAUAGUUACCGUAAUCUUUCAGCCGCUUUUGUUUGGCCGCCUCCAAUCACGCUUUGGAAAUCUCUGGGGAUACCGCUCUGCCCUCGCCGGACUUGCGGUUGCGUUCUGGGCGAUGCCCUUCGUGGGCUACACCGACCCUGCAAACGAGCGGGGCGCUAAGAUGUGGCUAUGGGUCGAGCUAUAUUCUGUCUUACUAUUGAAGGCUGUAGCAGCUGUCGUCGGCCUCACAUGUGCGAUGCUGCUGAUAACUAAUGCAUCCCCUCGACCUUCGACCCUCGGAACGCUGAACGGACUAGCACAGACCUUGGGUGCUGGCGGAAGAGCCAUCGGACCGUUGAUCAGCGGGGGGUUAUUCACGCUUACCGCUGGAGUAGUGGACGGGGGGGAGUUGCUGGCAUGGGGGGUAUUUGGUGGGGUCUCCGUGAUCGGAUUGGGACUUUGUCUUUGGGGUGUUGACGGGGAAAGUUUUGUGGGUAGGGAGGGGGGGGAAGAGGAGGAUCUUGAAGGUGGCGCGGAAAUCCAAUAG
This is a messenger RNA of Tuber aestivum (summer truffle), 1876 nucleotides long. The record is from the annotation of a GenBank genome assembly. Lineage: Eukaryota; Fungi; Ascomycota; Pezizomycetes; Pezizales; Tuberaceae.